This is a messenger RNA of Rosa chinensis, 1395 nucleotides long. RefSeq names its product probable carboxylesterase 15. Gene Ontology annotation, molecular function: hydrolase activity. Bases 62 to 1099 code for a protein of 345 amino acids. The transcript has a single exon. The record is from RefSeq and is a predicted model, not a curated record. Lineage: Eukaryota; Viridiplantae; Streptophyta; Magnoliopsida; Rosales; Rosaceae.
ACCAAACCAUCUCACACUCCAAACCACAAAUAUAUAUUCCCAUUUAUCAUCACCGAUCACCAUGGUCCGUGAGAACAAGAAGCUUGUCCAAGAAGUGUCCGGUUGGCUAAGAGUCUACGAUGACGGCUCAGUCGACCGGACAUGGACAGGACCUCCCGAGGUCAAGUUCAUGACCGAACCAGUCCCGCCCCAUGACGAAUUCAUCGAUGGUGUGGCCACUAAGGACGUGUUGGUCGACCAAACCUCCGGCCUCCGCGUCCGGAUCUACCUUCCGGAGCAGCAGCCAAAGCACGAGGAGGACGACAACAAAGUCAGCGAGCAACUAAAGCUCCCCAUCAUACUUCAUUUCCAUGGAGGAGGCUUCUGCAUCACCCAAGCUGACUCGUACAUGUACUACCACAUAUACAGUAAGCUCUCGCGCUCCGCCAACGCCAUUGUCGUGUCCGUUUACCAACGCCUGGCACCGGAGCACCGCCUCCCUGCCGCAAUCGAGGACGGCUACUCCGCUCUCCUUUGGCUCCGCUCUGUCGCCCUAGCGGAACAAAAAGAGCCAUGGCUUCUCAGCUAUGCGGAUUUCAACAGAGUUUUCCUUACCGGAGAUAGCUCCGGAGGGAACAUCGUCCACCAAGUGGCGGCUCAAGCGGGAAGUGCAGACUUAAGUCCACUGAAGCUCGCCGGCGGGAUCCCCAUCCACCCAGGGUUCGUUCGGUCGGAGAGGAGCAAGUCGGAGCUGGAGCAGCCUCAGUCGCCGUUUCUUACGCUCGACAUGGUGGACAAGUUCUUGGGGCUGGCACUGCCUGUAGGUUCCACCAAGGACCAUCCGAUUACGUGUCCGAUGGGAUCCGGCGCUCCGCCGUUGGAGAGCCUGAAGCUGCCGCCGUUCCUGCUGUGCAUUGCGGAGAAGGACCUGAUCAUUGACACGGAGAUGGAGUACUAUGAGGCCAUGAAGAAGGCGAACAAGGAUGUGGAGAUUCUGAUGAACAAGGGAAUGAUGCACAGCUUCUAUCUCAACAAGAUUGCGGUGGACAUGGACCCAGAAACAGCUGCAGAGACUGAGCGUCUGAUUGCAGGGAUCAAAGGGUUCGUGGAGAAGCACUGACGCAUAAUUUUCAGUUUAUGCGGUUAAUUAAGUAAUUUUUAGGGGUAUGCCCUUAAUUAAGCUUUUUAUACGACGAAAUUAGCAUCACCUAGUUCGGUCCCUUCAAUCUUGUAUUUGCUCUUUAGCAACUCAAAAUGAGAGCCUAUGUUUUCCAGGAUUUGGUUAAUAUAUGCGGUCUAAGUCAGGAUAACUUUUAGCCAUAUAGUAUUAUAUAGUAUUAAGACCCAAGUUAAGGUUGAUAACCAAUCUUGUUGGGAGGUAUUUGCUUGAUUGAAUGGAAUUUAUUAGCUUUGUCA